UGGCAGCGCCCAGUGUUGCAGGGUGUCUGUGAGGUGGGGGUUUAAGAUCCUUGCCCUUGAGAGCAAGCGAGUCUGCCGCGCUCCUGACUUUGAAACACCCUGAGUCUGGGUUUCCCGGGCGAGCGGUGGGAACCUCCGUACUGUUUUCUACAGUGGCUGCACCAUUUUACAUUCUGACCAGCAGUGCACAGGAGUUCUAAUUUCUUGACAUAGAAGUCAAAAGGGAGAGGAAUCACUGACAUACUCUGUGGCAGAGCACCUGCAGCAAACCUAUUUCCGGCUUAUUUAGCACAGAAUCCGUGAGAGGGAAUUGCUCCAAUGGUUUGUUCAGCUCUCAGGAGGGUUGCCCUUGCACGUGUCUACCUGGUGAGGAAGGCCAGUCAUGUCACCAGAGGCCAUCAGCAUCAGGCCUGUGGCUCGAGGCCGGCUGCAUCCAAGUGUGCUGUCCAAGGAACUACAGGUGGUGCCGUGGAGCUACUGGGCAAAUUCUAUCCUCAGGAUGACCACACCAACCUCACCCGGAAGGUCCUCUCCAGGGUGGGCAGGAAUCUGCACAACCAGCAGCACCACCCUCUGUGGCUGAUCAAAGAGAGGGUGAAGGAGCAUUUCUACAAGCAGUACGUGGGCCGCUUUGGGACCCCGCUGUUCUCUGUCUACGAUGACCUUUCUCCAGUGGUCACCACAUGGCAGAACUUUGACAGCCUGCUCAUCCCAGCUGACCACCCCAGCAGGAAGAAGGGGGACAACUAUUACUUGAACCGGACUCACAUGCUGAGAGCACACACGUCAGCCCACCAGUGGGACUUGCUGCACGCAGGCCUGGAUGCUUUCCUGGUGGUGGGCGAUGUCUACCGGCGCGAUCAGAUCGACUCCCAGCACUACCCAGUUUUCCAUCAGCUAGAGGCCGUCCGGCUCUUCUCCAAGCAUGAGUUGUUUGCUGGUGUAAAGGAUGGAGAAAGCCUACAGCUCUUUGAACAAAGUUCUCGCUCUGCCCAUAAACAAGAGACACACACCAUGGAAGCCAUGAAGCUCAUAGAGUUUGACCUUAAGCAAACGCUUACCAGGCUUGUGACACAUCUUUUUGGAGAUGGGCUGGAGAUAAGAUGGGUAGACUGCUACUUUCCUUUCACCCAUCCUUCCUUCGAAAUGGAGAUCAACUUCCAUGGAAAAUGGCUAGAAGUUCUUGGAUGUGGGGUGAUGGAACAACAACUGGUCAAUUCAGCUGGUGCUCAAGAUCGAAUUGGUUGGGCUUUUGGCCUAGGAUUAGAGAGACUGGCUAUGAUCCUCUACAGCAUCCCAGACAUCCGCCUCUUCUGGAGUGAGGAUGAGCGCUUCCUGAAGCAGUUCCGUGUGUCGGAUAUUAAUCAGGAGGUGACGUUUCAGCCUCUUAGCAAAUAUCCUGCUGUGAUAAACGACAUUUCAUUCUGGUUGCCCUCUGAGAAUUAUGCAGAGAAUGAUUUCUAUGACUUAGUCCGAACAAUUGGAGGAGACCUGGUGGAAAAGGUUGAUCUCAUCGACAAGUUUGAACAUCCAAAGACGCACAAGACCAGCCACUGCUACCGCAUCACCUACCGCCACAUGGAGCGGACGCUGUCCCAGGGAGAGGUCAGGCACGUCCACCGGGCCUUGCAGGAGGCUGUGGUGCAGCUGCUGGGUGUGGAGGGCAGGUUUUGAUGUCGCCGCUGCACUCAGGCUGUGGCCCUCUCCAGGCUCCAGGAUCUGCCGAAAGAGAAAAAGCUAUUGUUUGUGAACGGGCCCAUCAGUCAUCUUUUGAUAAAUGGAUCAGUUUUAGGACUUUCAGAAAAUAAAAGUUCAUUCUUGAGAAA
Molecule: messenger RNA, 1826 nt
Organism: Cynocephalus volans (Philippine flying lemur)
Lineage: Eukaryota; Metazoa; Chordata; Mammalia; Dermoptera; Cynocephalidae
Gene: FARS2
Product: phenylalanyl-tRNA synthetase 2, mitochondrial
Exons: 9
Coding region: 319-1674 (451 amino acids)
Biological process (GO): phenylalanyl-tRNA aminoacylation
Cellular component (GO): cytoplasm; mitochondrion
Molecular function (GO): ATP binding; tRNA binding; phenylalanine-tRNA ligase activity
Source: RefSeq, a predicted model, not a curated record